AUGUAUGGUGGCCCUGGGAACAACAGAGGCCAGGGAGAAGGAGAGGAGAGGAGGGAGAAGAGGAGGCACUCCAACAGCACCCCGAUCUCUCACCUCAGGCACUCCAACAGCACCCCGACCUCUCACCUCAGGCACUCCAACAGCACCCCGAUCUCUCACCUCAGGCACUCCAACAGCACCCCGACCUCUCACCUCAGGCACUCCAACAGCACCCCGACUCUCACCUCAGGCACUCCAACAGCACUCGAUCUUCACCUCAGGCACUCCAACAGCACCUCGAUCUCUCACCUCAGGCACUCACAGCACCCCGAUCUCUCACCUCAGGCACUCAACAGCACCUCGAUCUCUCACCUCAGGCACUCAGAGAUACAGGCACCCAACAGCACCCGACCUCACCUCAGGCACUCCAACAGCACCCCGUAUCAGGCACUCCCAGCACCGACCUCUCACCUCAGGCACUCCAACAGCACCCGACCUCUCACCUCAGGCAUCAACAGCACCGCUUCUGUUGUGUGUGAUAUUAUCACUAAUAACAUUGAUAACAGUGAUAAUAAUGACAAUAGUGAUAACAGUAAUAAUGGUGAUAAUAGCGAUAAUGGCGAUAAAAGUGAUAUUAUCACAGAUAACAGUGAUAAUGGUGACACAACUGAUAACAGUGAAAACAGUGAAAAUAGUGAUAAAACUGAACAUAGUGAUAACAGUGAUAACCGAAAUAAUACUGAUAAUAGUGACAAAAGUGAUAACAGUGAUACUAGUGAUACCAGAGAUAGUGAUGAUAGUGAUAACAGUGAUACCAGAGAUAAUAGUGAUAAUAGUGAUAACAGUGAUACCAGAGAUAAUAAUGAUAAUAGUGAUAACAGUGAUACCAGAGAUAGUGAUAAUAGUGAUAACAGUGAUACCAGAGAUAAUAGUGAUAAUAGUGAUACCAGAGAUAAUAGUGAUAAUAGUGAUAACAGUGAUACCAGAGAUAAUAGUGAUAAUAGUGAUAACAGUGAUAACAGAGAUAACAGCGAUAACAGAGAUAAUAGAGAUAAUAGUGAUACCAGAGAUAAUAGCGAUACCAGUGCUAAUAGUAAUAACAGAGAUAAUAGUGAUACUAGUUAUACCAGUGAUAAUAGUAAUAGCAGAGAUAAUAGUGAUAACAGAGAUAAUAGUGAUACUAGUUAUACCAGUGAUAAUAGUAAUAACAGAGAUAAUAGUGAUAACAGAGAUAAUAGUGAUAACAGAGAUAAUAGCGAUACCAGUGCUAAUAAUAAUAGCAGAGAUAAUAGCGAUACCAGUGAUAAUAGUGAUAAUAGUAAUAACAGUGAUAAUAGUGAUACUAGUUAUACCAUUGCUAAUAGUGAUAAUAGAGAUAACAGAGAUAACAGUGAUAACAGCGAUAACAGUAAUAACAGUGAUAACAGCGAUAACAGUAAUAACAGAGAUAACAGAGAUAACAGUAAUAAUAGUGAUAAUAGUGAUAACAGAGAUAACAGUAAUAACAGAGAUAACAGAGAUAACAGUAAUAAUAGUGAUAACAGUGAUAACAGUGAUAACAGUAAUAACAGUGAUACCAGUAAUAACAGUGAUAACAGUAAUAACAGUGAUAACAGUAAUAGUAGUGAUAACAGUGAUAACAGUGAUACCAGUAAUAACAGUGAUAACAGUGAUAAUAGUGGAACUAUGUAUAACAGUAAGAAUAGUGACAAAAGUGAUAAAAGUGAUAGUGUAAAUGAUGUGAUAGCAGUGAUAGCAGCGAUACAAGUGAUAAUUGGUGAUAACAGUAAUAAUAGUGAUAACAGUGAUAACAGUGAUAACAGUGAUAACAGUAAUAGUAGUGAUAACAGUGAUAAUAGUGAUAACAGUAAUAACAGUGAUAACAGUAAUAAUAGUGAUAACAGUGAUAAUAGUGAUAACAGUGAUAACAGUAAUAAUAGUGAUAACAGUGAUAACAGUAAUAAUAGUGAUAACAGUGAUAAUAGUGGAACUAUGUAUAACAGUAAGAAUAGUGACAAAAGUGAUAAAAGUGAUAGUGUAAAUGAUGUGAUAGCAGUGAUAGCAGCGAUACAAGUGAUAAUUGGUGAUAACAGUAAUAAUAGUGAUAAUAGUAAUAACAGUGAUAACAGUGAUAACAGCGAUAACAGCGAUAACAGAGAUAAUAGAGAUAAUAGUGAUAACAGAGAUAAUAGUAAUAACAGAGAUAAUAGUGAUACCAGUGAUAAUAGUAAUAGCAGAGAUAAUAGUGAUAACAGUGAUAAUAGUGGAACUAUGUAUAACAGUAAGAAUAGUGACAAAAGUGAUAAAAGUGAUAGUGUAAAUGAUGUGAUAGCAGUGAUAGCAGCGAUACAAGUGAUAAUUGGUGAUAACAGUGAUAACAGUGAUAAUAGUGAUAACAGCGAUAACAGCGAUAACAGCGAUAACAGCGAUAACAGAGAUAAUAGAGAUAACAGUGAUAACAGAGAUAAUAGAGAUAAUAGUGAUACCAGAGAUAAUAGCGAUACCAGUGAUAAUAGUAAUAGCAGAGAUAAUAGUGAUACUAGUUAUACCAGUGAUAAUAGUAAUAACAGAGAUAAUAGUGAUAACAGAGAUAAUAGUGAUACUAGUUAUACCAGUGAUAAUAGUAAUAGCAGAGAUAAUAGUGAUAACAGAGAUAAUAGUGAUACUAGUUAUACCAGUGAUAAUAGUAAUAACAGAGAUAAUAGUGAUAACAGAGAUAAUAGUGAUAGCAGAGAUAAUAGCGAUACCAGUGAUAAUAAUAAUAGCAGAGAUAAUAGUGAUAACAGAGAUAAUAGUGAUACUAGUUAUACCAGUGAUAACAGAGAUAACAGUGAUAACAGUGAUAACAGAGAUAACAGUGAUAACAGAGAUAAUAGUGAUAACAGAGAUAACAGUGAUAACAGAGAUAACAGUGAUAACAGUGAUAACAGAGAUAACAGUGAUAACAGAGAUAACAGUGAUAACAGCGAUAACAGAGAUAACAGUGAUAAUAGAGAUAGUAGAGAUAACAGUGAUAAUAGUGAUAACAGAGAUAGUAGUGAUAACAGCGAUAGUAGUGAUAAUAGAGAUAGUAGUGACAAUAGUGGGGGCUGUAAGAAGCUAAAGGCCUACGGCUAA
Molecule: messenger RNA, 3096 nt
Organism: Salmo salar (Atlantic salmon)
Lineage: Eukaryota; Metazoa; Chordata; Actinopteri; Salmoniformes; Salmonidae
Source: RefSeq, a predicted model, not a curated record